This is a messenger RNA of Varanus komodoensis (Komodo dragon), 6045 nucleotides long. It is a transcript of the gene RGS5, whose product is annotated as regulator of G protein signaling 5. The record is from RefSeq and is a predicted model, not a curated record. Lineage: Eukaryota; Metazoa; Chordata; Lepidosauria; Squamata; Varanidae. The coding region runs from base 80 to 625 and encodes 181 amino acids. The transcript is spliced from 5 exons.
GCAGGCUGCAUUCCACACAGCCUCAGCCCUCGUGCUCACGACCUGCUUGGCAUCACAGGCGCCGGAACCACACGCCAAGAUGUGCAAAGGAUUAGCAGCUUUGCCGCACACAUGCCUGGAAAGAGCCAAGGAAAUCAAGACCAAAUUGGGCAUCUUGCUCCAGAAGCCCGAUUCGGCCGUUGACCUGAUCAUCCCUCACCCAGAGAAGCCGGAGAAGCCAGCCAAGGCCCAGAAACCUUCUCCGGAGGAGGCAUGGCAGUGGCGCAACUCUCUGGAGAAGCUCCUCCAAAAUCCUUACGGACUUGCCAGCUUCCAGAGCUUCCUCCGGUCCGAGUUCAGUGAGGAGAACAUCGAGUUCUGGAUUGCUUGUGAAGACUAUAAGAAGACCAAGUUGCCUGCUAAAAUGGCCGAAAAGGCCAAGAAAAUCUAUGAGGAAUUUAUCCAAAGUGAGGCUCCGAAAGAGGUGAACAUCGACCACUUCACCAAGUCUGUGACCCUGAAGAACCUGGUGGAGCCCUCCGUGAGCACCUUCGACUUGGCCCAGAAGAGGGUCUUCAUGCUGAUGGAGAAGGAUUCGCUUCCCAGAUUUGUGCGUUCCAGCAUAUUUCAGGAGUUAGUGAAGUAGCGGCACGGCAGAGCUGUGCGAGGCAUUGGCGUUCCCGCCCCGCCAGUAGGGCCAUGGCUUGCUCCAGUUAUCCGCUUGCAUUAUUAGCCCGGCUGCUGCUUUGCGUCACGCGUAUCCAAGCUCUGAAGGCUCAGUGGGUGCGUGGUUAAGCGUUCUGCCUGUACUGUUUCGGUGUCUCUGUUGCUCCGUCCUGGCGACUCUGCUUCUCUUUCUGUCCCUGUUUCCGUCCUACCCGUCCCAUUAAAAUCAGUGCUGCAGAAAGGAUUAAGAGAGGCAUUCCUGGCUCAACUGGGGUUGACUUUUGAUACACAGGAGGCCAAAUGGGCUCUGGAUCGGCUUACCUGAGACCUGAGCAGGCCAGACCUGAGGACAGAAAGUGCAGUGUAUUCGGUGCCCUGGAACUUCCUCCCCUAAGAGGACUUAGGGGAGAAAGCCCAGCAUCACAUCCCACAAACACUAGGAGCCACGCAACGUGCCCCCGCUGCAGGUUAACCAGUGGCUGCACAGAGCCAGAGGUAAAUAAGCAAAGGUUGGUAGGGUGUCGUGUCUUUUAAAAAUGCAAUGAGUCCUAUAGAGAAAAGCGUCCCAGCUGCACAAGCUGCUCUGCUGCCUCUUAAGGUAGGCGUAAAACACCCAGUAAAAUUUGGUUUGAGUCAUUUUAUGACUUUGUAGCCACAUGGAUGGUCACAACAGCACAAUGGCAUCAAAGAGGAGGAUAAUCUUAAGAAAGGACAAGGAAUGUGUGUCGACCCGUAAAAACCACGCGGUGCUCCCUUUUGACGUGAAACUUUCAUUGAAGCUCACAUGUUACCAGAUCAGAACUCUUCCUGCAAGACCCGAUGGCCUCCGUGACUUCAUCUGGUGAAUACGGUGUCUGAAUGCGCCAUUGCUGGAGGAGAGCUUCCAUUCAAUAUAUCGCAGGGAACCAAGCCAGCCUAAUAAAUAACUGCGCCUGAUACAUCAGGGAGCAUCCAGACCAGAUGAAAUUGACGCCCCUUAAUCUGCCCACGCUUGGCAGUCAGUUUAGGUUUAUGUCUCAGCAUUAUGAAAUUAAAGUUUGGCAAAGCAUUAUCUGUCACUUUAAUCUAGGGCAAUCCGCUGAUGAACGCUAAGCAGCUGAAGAGCCAUUCGGGGCUCCGUUGGGAGCAGGGGCAGUAGACGCCCAAUAAUAAUAUUAAUAAUGAUAAAUUAGUGUCGUUGCCCUUGUUAUUAUGAAGGUUAAUCUCCUGGAAAGUGAGGAAUGCACCGGUGCUCCAGGCCUGCACGAUUUGCGGCCCCCCCCGGGCGAAUGCGUCCCACCGGCCCUGUGUGGCGCUGGCGAGGUGCUUUCCAGCCACCCGUGUUUGCGGGCCGGCCAGUCCGCAGAACCGGGCAGGCACCAGGCGCCUCUUCGGCUGCACACGGCUUGACGGGUCCCAAGUUGUGCAAGCCCACUGUACCCUGAGGAAAGCUAAGGAGCAAGUGAUCCCUUUUAGGUAGUGGCCGAUGGUUUUCAAACGUAUUUUGCGGUGUUAGUGUUAAGGGGAGAGAUUGGUAGAUCCCACCAUUUUUAAAACAGGGACACCGAAAAAGCCUUGGAGAUGGAUGGGUGCAGAGUCUGCCUGAAACUUUCUCUGCACGGUUUGUGGAGCCACCCAGCCUCUUACCUACUGCCCUGUCCUGCGCUAGAUGUAUUGGGGUUGUAGCUUCUCCAGCGGCCCUGCAUGGACCCAGUGCCUAGCACAGCUCCACGCCGUGCUCCUCGAGUGCUCUUUUCUGAAUGGCGAUGAAAAUACUUGCGGUGAAGUGUUAUCCUUUUAGCUCUCUCUGUAGCAGGCUCACCAACAUGACCCAAAACCUUGACCUUCAGACGAAAAUGCGAUCAAGAUGCAUGUAAACACCAUCCUCCCGGCACUCCUGUUUAGACUGCAUCAACGCAGACAGGAAGAGCAUCUAAACACAGCUGAAGGAAACUAAAUUCUACAUCCCCAAUCGGUGCUCUUCCAGUAAAUAUCCUGUUGCAAUCCAAGCAUGUAGAUACAAACUCUGGACAGUACCAAUCGUGGGAAGAGGGCCCCAAUCCCCACGAUUCAGAGUAUCUGACCAGAACAACACACAAGCGCACACACACAAACCCAUUUGGAUCCGUGCUGGUAGGAAACUGUGUGAAUAGCACCAAUUUGUCUUAUUAUGACCACUGUCUGAUCCUGUUUAAUGUCGUUUGUUCCAUUGUCUUGCUAUGGACUGGAGCAUUGCAUGUUAGAUUUCCGCCUUGUGGUGAGCUGUUGUCUGUUGAACUGCUUCAGGUACAGGGAAGAUUGGAUUUCUUAGAGGAAAGGGUUAAAUAUAGCCCCAGUUGUUUUUGUAAAGAUAGUUUUUGAAAUGAACAUUAUUUAUUUAUGUAACAUUUUUGUUGUUUUCCAGAAUUCUAAAAGUUUGGCAAUUUUAAAGAUAACAAAAUGAACUCCAGGUCUAUAUGCAUUAAAAACAAAAUACAAUAAUCAGUUACUAACCCCUUUUAAAUUCAGGAUGAAAAGAAAAUAUAAAACACUGAGAGUUGUGGCAGGAAUGGUUAUUUUUCUUAUAAGCUUUGGUUUAUUAAAAAGCAUAGUUUCCCUAGGUUUGAUUUUUGCUUCAAAAUACUCCCUCAGUUCUCAUUAGACUCCAUGGAUGAGUACUCACAGGGUCAAUAAUGUUGUAUUUUGGGAUAAAGUUAGAACUAUUUCCCACCAAAUGUGCAUGGAACCUUCACAACUUAAACCCAGUCCUGGCCAAAGAAAAUAUCUGGUUAUGUGUUGCAAAGAUAAUCUUUGGUCUCACUACAAUCUCAAGUUGAAAGGUGCCUAUACUACACAAAUAAAUAUUCAUCUCUAGCCUGCCCAAACCUAUGUUCUGUUUGAUUAAUUCUUAUCAUAACACCAUGGCAUAGCUCACUAUUUAUAACUCAUCCCCUUUUUUAUAAGCAAAGUAACUGAAGCUGAUAUACUGUUACAAAGACUCCGAUAAUUUCACUGCUUCUUGAGUAGAAAUUCUGCUGGCAUUUACCAAAAUCCCAUUACUUUGAUGUGAACAGAAGAAAUGGAAAACAAAUUAAGGCCUGUAAGGUUCAAAGCAUUGAUCAGCAGUCUUUAUAUAUCCGUGAUGCCCCUCCAUCCGCACUGUGCUAGUUCUUAAAGUUCAGUUUGAAUUUUCAGGUUUUCAGUUGCAUUUCAGGGGAAGCUCUAAAAUCUUCAGGGAUGGAUCCAGUGCAAAGAACAUGGCUUAACAGACAAUUGUACUCACUGGGCUCAGACAAGUUCGCCCCUGCCCUUCCAAGCACCAUCCCAUAAUGUUUUAUUCUACACACCUGGCAAAGAGCAACCCUUAGGCCCCUGGCAUCGGAUCUGAUCCUCCAGUACCAUCUUAGCUGUACGAAAAUAAAAAGCUUAGCUCUUGCCUCACAGUUUCCACCCCAGGACGACAGCUGUGCAGCCAGAUUCAGCGCACGGGGCCAAACGCAAGCCUGUAAGCAUGGGAAGCUGCCCAUCUGUUUCUCCAAAGAUCUGGAGGUGUCAAAGGCAGGGAACGGUUCCCUGAACUGGGGCAUAAUGCACACGAGGGUUUCGCCGAGGCGGCCUCUUCCGUUUUUAACCCGUUUUCAUUGUGCGUGGUUCACACCGGGUUUUUCCCAGAUUUGGUGUUAGAGAACACCAAAUCUGGGAUCGGUGUGACACUGGUUACCUGAAUUUAUAGAAAGACAGAGUUCUAUAAAUUCAGGUAACCAGUGUCACACUGAUCCGCAAUUCAGAGGCAUGGAUCCAUGGGUGCCUAAAUAGGAACACGCCAUGUUAAUUUCCUUAGGGUUAUAUAGAAUACACAAAAGGGGAGGGAAUACAACACACAGGAAGGUGAUUGGAUACUUUGAUAUGGACAGGAAAGGGAUUGGCUACAGGUCACAACACCAUAAAGAAAAGGUACGUUCCACUCUAAUGAGAUGCCUUGGACAGGCCCUCUGAACCGAAGCUGCCUUGAACAGGCUGGCCAGGUUAAGUAAACAGAAAGGUGACAGGUGUGAACGUGCAGGGUUAGGGGGGCGCUCUGGCAGGCCUGUAGCACACAGAGAUUGCGCUUCGACGGUCACCCGCUCAUGCAGUGGGGUCACUGGUCUUCCCACCAGACACCCAGGCAUCUCCUGUUGCGUGUAUGGCAAGGCAGUGGGGUGGGGUGGUAAGAACUGCUUCUCCGAGUACACCAGGCACAUGGCGGUGUUGGUGGUAUUGCUGAAGGAUUUGCAAGGCCACCUGUGGUUUUUCUUCCAGUUUGACAUUUAAUACUGUGCUCUCCUCGCUCUAAAAUAAACUCUGCAAAAAGGCACGGGAGGAUAAUGACGUCUCGAACAGCCCCUUCCAACUUCCCCAAGUGAGAGAUCACAAGUGCACAAUAAACCUUUGUGUACAGGGUUGUUUCACGCAAGCUGGGUGGUUGUGCGCAGCAAAAAUGUUUGCCUAAUAAUCCGUUUACCGGCUGCCAAAACUGUAUUCUGCACCACCUCAUUGAGAGAGGGAGGGAGGAGGAGAGACUCCGUCCCCACGUCCUGCCAGAUAGGACUGGCUACCCGUCCCUUGGCGUUCCUCCCGAUCCAUCAUGUGGCAGGCAGAGGGGUUGGAAGCCAGAGGCUGAGUGGAGCGAUAAGCCAGCGCACUGCAGGCAGGGAAAGCUGGCGCUCCAGCGCUUCGCUCUCGCCUCUCGCACAUGCCUGGCUUAGGGGGCCUACCCAGCUUUUGUUCUUGACAAAUUGGUGCCAUUCUUUAAUUACACCACCACAAAUGAGAACAUGUAAUCUCUGUUUAGGCACAUUUCAGACAAGGAACCAUGAGGCUAGUCGACUGUAAACUGCUGUAAACAUGGUCUGCCAAACCUACUCUUCCAAAAGGGCUGAAAAAUGCAGUUUUGUAACACACACACACCCUGUGUGGUUUUCCUGCAAUGCAAAUCAGGGAAAGCAAUGCUGAUUUAUUUUCAUUUUGGAGCCUGCUGCAGAGAUAGUGGGUCAGUGAAAGCUUUAUUUCCAGUUAAGUUAUAUAUUUAGCCUGCAUUUAUUAUUACAAGUUACACCUUAUUGGUAGUGUAUUGAUACUCAUUAUAUCCCUCUGUUAUUACUACAGAAUCAUAUCUAAUCUUGAUGGACAGAAGGUUCUUGGAACUUCUCCAACACAAACCCCAUUGAAAGGAAUGAGGUGUCUAUGCACCACAUUUUUUUCAUGGGGCCCUGGAAGGAGAAUUUCCAAGUGGAUCUUACUUCAUAAUAGACUUGUUUGAAGUUUUAGGGAAUUAUUGUUUGCUGGAAUACAGGAAUUCUUGUUUUGAAGUGUACAGAAACCGAAUGUACAAGUCAUAUUCGGAUAAGGUUCAACGUAUUUACUCAGCUUUUUAUCCAGUACUAAAUAAAGUAUAGCACUAUU